Molecule: messenger RNA, 2130 nt
Organism: Chinchilla lanigera (long-tailed chinchilla)
Lineage: Eukaryota; Metazoa; Chordata; Mammalia; Rodentia; Chinchillidae
Product: solute carrier family 2, facilitated glucose transporter member 7
Biological process (GO): monosaccharide transmembrane transport
Cellular component (GO): membrane
Molecular function (GO): hexose transmembrane transporter activity
Source: RefSeq, a predicted model, not a curated record
AUGGCAAAGCCUGGAGGCCUGGAGGAGGAAGCUGCAGAUGUCUGCGGCAGGAUGUGCCCGCUUCUCCGAGAGCGCUUACACCGGCAGCUUCCAGGAGCCUGGCGCCUUUACACUUGGACUGAGGGGCAUUCCCGGGAGCCCGGGAGCCUCGCCUUGCAGGUGGCCUGUGAUGGGACUUCUCAGCCCCCGCAGCUGCACGAGCUAAUCUCCCUAAUAAGCCCUCCUCGGGUCUCUCCCAUCCGCCAAGCCCCAGUGCACUGGCUUCGGGGGCGACAGCCCCGCUGGGAUCUCAAAGGACCUGAGACCCGGGACAAGGAUGUGCUAAGCAGAAACAGCCACAGGAAGGAGCAUGGUCUCCCCGUCACCUGGACCGUUGUGGGGACUCGGAAAGGUAGGGGACACGUGGUGUCCGUCCAGGCGCUAGGCACGGCGCUUCGACCCAGCCCAAAGACACAGAACUGGCUGGUCAUCAGCGACCCACAUCUGAGCUUCUCUAGUAACAAACGCACAGGGCAAGCGGGCGGGGAGACCCAGCAGGAUCGCCAGGCACUGCUGCAGCCCGCGCUGGCAUCGGGGAGCAGGCGCUCCCGCAGGAUGGUGGAGGACAGCAGGACGGGGACCCCUGGGGCCAGCCCUCCCAGGGAGCGGCUCACGCCUACCCUGGCGCUGGCCAUCCUGAGUGCGGGCCCGGGCUCCGCCUUCCAGUACGGCUACAACAUCUCCGUGGUGAACACACCACACCAGGUCUUAAAGUCAUUUUACAACCAAACCUACUUCAAGCGCCACGGAGCACCCCUGGAUGGGACCUCGCUGCUGCUGCUGUGGUCCUGCACGGUGUCCAUGUCCCCGGGCGGCCUGCUGGGGUCCCUGGGGGUCGGCCUGCUGGUGGAUCGCUGCGGCAGAAAGAGAGCCCUGCUGGUCAACAACGUCUUCGCCAGUCCCGCCAUCCUGAUGGGCGUCAGCAGCGUGGCCCGGGCUUUUGAGCUGAUCAUCAUCUCCCGGGUGCUGGCGGGAAUCUGUGCGGGCGUGGCCUACAGCGCCCUCCCCGUGUACCUGGGCGAGCUGGCCCCCAAGGACCUGCGAGGGGCACGGGGGAUGAUGACUGAGGUGUUCGUCAUCUUCGGAAUCCUCCUGGCGCAGGUCCUCAGUCUGCAGGCCAUCCUGGGCAACGCCACAGGCUGGCCAGUGCUCUUGGCUGUCACCGGGGUCCCUGCGCUUCUGCAGCUGCUAUCGCUGCCCGUCUUCCCCUAGAGCCCCCGCUACACCCUGAUUCAGAAAGGAGAUGAAGAGGCCACCCUGCGAGAUACUGCGCGCAGGCUGAGGCGCGGCGGCGACGCGGAGGCCGAGCUGCGAGACAUGCACACCGAGGAGCGGGCGGAGCGCGCCGCCGGCCCCGCGUCCCUGCGCCACCUGGUGGCCCAGCGGGCGCUGCGCUGGCAGCUCGUGUCCGUGGUCGCGCCCAUGGCCGGCCAGUAGCUGUCGGGGAUCAACGCGGUCAGUUACUACGCAGACACCAUCUGCGUGUCGGCCGGCGUGGACCCCGCGCAGUCCCAGUACGUGACCGUGGGUGCUGGUGUGGUCGACAUAGUGGUGACCCUCGUCUCGGCCUUCACGGUGGAGCGGCUGGGGCGGCGCCUCCUCCUGCUGCUCGGCUCCGGCGUCUGCAGUUGCGCAUGCCUGGUGCUGAGCCUGGCGCCGCUCUUCCAGGACGCAGUCCCUGAGCUGUCCUGCCUAGGCGUCGUCUGCGUCCUGGCGUACAUCGCGGGACACUCCAUCGGGCCAAGUCCCGUGCCCUCGGUGGUGAGGACCGAGCUCUUCCUGCAGUCCUGGUGGCCGGCCGCCUUCGCGGUGGAUGGGGUUGUGCACUGGCUCACCAACUUCAUCGUAGGCUUGGUGUUCCCGUCUAUCCAGGCCGGCCUGGGUUCCUACUGCUUCAUCGUCUUUGCCGGGCUCUGCGUGCUCACCGCUGCCUACAUCUACGUGGUCAUCCCCGAGACCAAGGGCAAGACCUUGGAGGUCAACCGCAUUUUUGCGAAGAGGAACGGAGUGGAGAUUCCAGAGGAGAAAGAGGAAGUCGCUGGAGUGGGGCAUUGCCCGCCCACCGCGCCCGCCAAGGAGACUGCCCUGUAG